GGCUUAUUGCUUCAGACUCGUUCUUCUCAGAUGAUAUAGUUUGAGCCUUCGCUGCACCUGUAGGAAGUGCUCAGUAUCGGCCCUGGGACAGGAGAUCAAACAGCUUGUGCCCAAUGGACGGCCGAUACAGACGCAUGGAAGACUCACUGAAGCGAUCGGCUGAGCUUGGCCGGGAGUUGCUGGAGAGAGUGAGGUGCAGGGAAGUGGGCUGGUCCUGUUCAUGGGAAGGAGGGCCGCAGGAGGCGGAGCUUAUAGAGGCUGCAGAGGAAGGUGCUACACUGGAAGAAGCGUUUGCAGUGAUGGCCGACUUCAUGCGCCAAACCACCCAGCAGUGCGCCAUGUAUCACGACUGCUUGGCCAAUCACAGGAUGAGCCAACAGGAAGUGGUGCACACGUGCAGGUUUCACGGCAGGAAGUGCAUCCAAACAGGAUCCCAGCGAGGGGUCGCUCAGCGGACAAAUGCACCGGCCUUCACCCCCAUCACCACUCAGGAGAGACCCCGAGAUAUCGCUAUUGAAGUGGCCCCGGGAACUUACAGUGUCUCAGCGGGUUUGCCCAGGGCCCAGAGACAGACUCACGUGGUGAAUAUUUGCCCCGGACAAAGCGUGGAUUUAACCUUCAGCUUGUGAUGCCCCUCCCCCAGCGCUGGCGAUUCUGCCCGUCCGACAGUAACGCUUUCCCACCUUCGCUGGUCGGAGGAACAUAUAAGAACUCCCUGGAAAACACCCAGUUGCAGGGUGACAAUUGGUGCAAUUAACUGAAUUCCAGAGCUAAUCAGGGUGAGACGAACAUUUCCUAUUAAUGAAAAAUGCACUUUAUAUCGUUAUUUGUGUUUUAAUCGAAUGACUUUACUCCAUCCCAACGUCCGCUGACAAUCAUCCGAGGUCCUGAAUUUACUUUUAGACGUUUAUCUUGGGGUGCGCUGGUAAUUGUGGGACAUCAACCCUCCAGUAUAAUUUACUUAUAAUGCCCUUCUCCGCACUUUUGCAGUAAUGAUUGUUUUCUGUUUGUUUUCAUGAUAUUAGCAGUUAAUGACAGCUGAUAUCUGGACUGUGUGAUGGAGUGCCUCCUGCCCAGACAGAUCCUCAUAUGCUUAAUUAACAUUUCUCUGCUCAAUUGUGUUGCUCAGUGUGACUGGAGAGAUAGAACUGAGCAGAGGAGUGUCCAGAGACCCUUCCCGCAGCAGUAUCUUAAGCAGUAUUUGACUAUUAAAAGGCAACUCAUCCUGCAUCUAUUGUAUUGCUGCUACAGAGCCUCCCAUCACAUGCUGAAAGUGAUAUGCAAGUUCCAGUAUCUAAAGAUUUAGUAAUUCUGGGAGUUGUAGUUCACAGCUGCUGAAUGGCACCAUUAUUAUGUAUAGCAAUGCAAUGAGGCUGUGCCAGUCGCUGCUGCCCAGUUACGGUGGAGACUGGUGCUCCGUUCCCACUAUAUAAAGACACAUUGUUGUCUUUAUAACAAUUAUAUUUAAUAAAGAUUUUUUAAUUCUGA
Molecule: messenger RNA, 1488 nt
Organism: Xenopus laevis (African clawed frog)
Lineage: Eukaryota; Metazoa; Chordata; Amphibia; Anura; Pipidae
Gene: akip1.L
Product: A-kinase-interacting protein 1
Exons: 5
Coding region: 114-629 (171 amino acids)
Source: RefSeq, a predicted model, not a curated record